Molecule: messenger RNA, 1157 nt
Organism: Pomacea canaliculata
Lineage: Eukaryota; Metazoa; Mollusca; Gastropoda; Architaenioglossa; Ampullariidae
Product: alpha-(1,6)-fucosyltransferase-like
Exons: 7
Coding region: 56-964 (302 amino acids)
Biological process (GO): protein N-linked glycosylation
Molecular function (GO): alpha-(1->6)-fucosyltransferase activity
Source: RefSeq, a predicted model, not a curated record
GGGUAAAGAGGGCGGGAGCCCCGAACCGUCAGGAGACAGGGCAAAGGCCACAGCGAUGAUAAGGAAGCGGAAAGUCUGUGUGGUGUUGACACUUAUCACCGUGGUUGUCAUCUUCCUGGUCAUCGUCGCUCACCACAGCUUCAACAGGUCCGUGGUGGAAAUACAGUCCGGGCUCCAAUGGACAACGGAUGGAAGUCCGUCUUUACCCAAUGUAGUGACCAUCCAGAUCAACAUUUCUGAACUUAUAAACAGGUGCCUUCAAGAAGGAGAGAUAUUUCAAAACAACAAUUUAUCCUUCCUACAGCAAUGUGUCAAGAGAGCACCAAGUGCAAUAACUCUUCCGAAGCUUGAGCAGCUGGGGACUCACACUAAUCCAGGUGAGAAUCAAACCAAGGCCCUGUACCCUCUGAGUACGGAGCGAGAGACUGCGAGGCGGAGAGUAGAAUCAACGGCGAGAGAGGUCUUCUACUUCAUCACUGCCAAGAUGGACGCACUCAGCCACGGAAACUUCUCCUUAAACGAACUUACGAAGCAGUUUAUAAACAACACGAGGACAGAACUUGAAGACUACAAAAGGUCGUUGUCCAAUGAUCUUCACCAGCUGAGUCACGUGGACGAGGACGAUGAGUGGCGGGUCAGUGAGUCCAAACAACUCGGGGACCUCGUGCUGCGCCGUCUGCUCGCUCUACAGAACCCACAGGACUGCAGCAAAGCGAAACUUGUCGUCUACAACUUGGGGAGACCCUACGGCUUUGGCAGCAUGUUGCACGAGGCGACGAUGUGUCUGUUGACGGCCUACGCCACACACCGGACACUUGUUCUCACAACCAACGGCUGGGGAUUCACCCCGAGCACCUGGGACACCUUCAUGAUGCCGCUGUCUACUGUACAGCUAAUGACACUAGAGACAUGGACCCUAAGAAUCAGACAGCUUCAGCUCGCGUCGUUCAACUGCAAAGUCUGAUAGGAGACUGGAACAAUUCACCUGCCAAGUUUCGUCCUCGCGCCAUCCCAGCAGACCUGGCCAAGAGGUUAAAGGCCUUCUCACGGUGACCCCCCGGCCUGGUGGGUCGGUCAGCUGGUCAGCUUCCUCCUGCGUCCUCAGCCUCACUUGCAGCAGACCAUCGAGACACAAGGCGAGAAAAUGGGAUUUCAAC